Molecule: messenger RNA, 1784 nt
Organism: Agelaius phoeniceus (red-winged blackbird)
Lineage: Eukaryota; Metazoa; Chordata; Aves; Passeriformes; Icteridae
Gene: CNTFR
Product: ciliary neurotrophic factor receptor
Biological process (GO): positive regulation of cell population proliferation; ciliary neurotrophic factor-mediated signaling pathway
Cellular component (GO): CNTFR-CLCF1 complex; external side of plasma membrane; membrane
Molecular function (GO): interleukin-11 receptor activity; interleukin-11 binding; ciliary neurotrophic factor receptor activity
Source: RefSeq, a predicted model, not a curated record
GUUGCAUGGGGUAGCGCCGGGAGCGGCGGCAAGGAAGGCGCCGAAGCCAUCUCAGCACCUUUCCCCUGUGAAGACCUGGGAGUGCAAAUCGUCCUUCUGCGGGGACCUCCCCACCGCCACCGCCAGCUCUAGCCUCCGCUCGCCACUGCUUCCCUGCAAGCGUGAAGCCUCCAUCCUCUCCGGCUAUCGUGGCAGCCCUUCUGCUUUCCUGAGUAAAAUCCCAGAUCUGAGCAGCGAGGGUUGGACGAGCAGCCAGAAGAAUCGCCCAGGCGUUUAUGAGAAGUUGGGGACACCCCAAGGACUCUAGACUGGUGGAGAGAUGGCUAACCCUGUGCCGUCAGCCUGCUGCGUGGUGCUCGCCGCGGUGGUGGUGGUGUACGCCCAGAGGCACAGCCAGCUGGAGACCCACACCCAGUACGAGCGGGUAGGUGCAGAUGUGACCAUGAAGUGUGGCUCCAUGGACUGGGAUGCAGCCGUGACCUGGACAGCCAACGGCACCGACAUUGACGAGUCCCACCUGAACGGCUCCUACCUGAUCCUCAAGAACGUUGACCUGUCCCAGAGCGGCCAGUACUCCUGCUACGAGGGCUCCUCCUGGCACCUCAAAUACCAGACCAACCUGAGGGUGGGAACCCCCCCGAAGGAGCCAGUGCUGAUGUGCCGGUCCAACAACUACCCGAAGGGUUUCUAUUGCAGCUGGCACCUGCCCACUCCCACCUACAUCCCCAACUCCUUCAACAUCUCUGUCAUACAUGGCACAAAAGACAUGGUGUGUGAGAAGGAUGCUGUUCCCAAAAACAGGUGUCACAUCAGAUACCUCCAGCUCUUCUCGACAGUGAAGUACAAGGUGACUCUGACAGUCACGAAUCCUCUGGGCAAAAACUUCACCACGCUCACCUUUGACGAGUUCGCCAUAGUAAAGCCAGACCCUCCGGAGAGUGUGGUGGCCAAACCUGUGCCCAAUAACCCUCGAAGGCUGGAGGUGUCAUGGCAAAACCCCUCAUCGUGGCCUGACCCUGAGUCCUUCCCACUGAAGUUCUUCCUGCGGUAUCGGCCCCUCAUCCUGGACCAGUGGCAACAUGUCGAGCUGUCGGAUGGGACAUCGCACACCAUCACGGACGCUUACGCUGGCAAGGAAUACAUCAUCCAGGUGGCAGCCAAAGACAACGACAUCGGCACGUGGAGUGACUGGAGCGUGGCCGUUCAUGCCACCCCCUGGACAGAGGAGCCCAAGCAUCUCACCACGGAGGCCCAGAUCACAGAGACAACAAGUGCUAGCACCUCCUCUUUCAUGGCACCACCCACAACCAAGAUCUGUGACAAGGGGGCCAUGGUGGGCAGCGGGGCCAUGGCAGUGUGUUGGACAGCUGGACUGGUCGUGGCUGCCUAUAGUGUCCUCUUUAUUUAAUCUCCAUCUGUCCAUCCACCGCCGCCCAGCGCAGCCGCCUCCCCGCCGCCCACCGCCGCCCCCGCCCCGCCGCCCCGCUCCCGGGUUGAGUCUCUUCGCUCUUCGAUUUUGCACACAUUGAGGACGUACCACGCUUCUCGCCGCCACUUCGGAGGAGGACAGAGCUGCCGCCGUCCCCCUGGAGAGCCGCAAAAUCCCUCUCCGGGCCCGCAGCGAGGAGACAGACGCACGUCCGUGCCCCUUUCCUCAGCCGAGGGGAGCGAGCCGAGGGUCCCGCUCAUACAGCUAAACCCCCCCACGCCAAAGACGUGCCCGCCGCCCCCGCGGCCGCGCACCGAGAAAAGGGGAUAUGAAAACGGGGGGGUGGUGAGGGGAA